UCGAUACUUGAUAUUACGGUACCACAUGGUAACGGAGGUAAAAUGGCGUUAACCGUUCCUUGUGUCGCUGUGAGAGGUUCCAUCGGGGUCAGUUUAGGACAAGGCCCGCCAUCGUACGAACCAGUUAAAUCAUUUCCUAAGGAUGACAGUAAAACAUGUAAAGCAAUGAUUUUUAGUCCAGAAGGACGUUACUUUGCAUGGGCCAAUGGGGUGACUACCAAAAUUGUGGAUUGUAAUACAUGGAAAAUUAUAUCGGAGAUCAAAAGACCCAAAAUCUUUUCAAUACAGUUUUCCACUAAAGGCACAUAUUUUAUGACAUGGGAACCUUUCAUGGUGGUACAAUCAAAUCCACAAGCAUCACCAAAUCUUCAUAUAUGGAAGUCAGAGAAUGGAGAAUUAGUGAAGGGUUUUAUACAGAAGAAACAAACAGAUUGGCAGCCCCAAUGGUCAAGCGACGAGAAAAUCUGUGGGAUGAUAAUUGGUGCAGACGUCGUUCUGUACGAGGAUGCCAAUUUUCAAAAAGUUGCUCACAGAAUAAACAUAGCCAAAGUUGCUAGUUUUAGUAUAUCUCCCAUUUGUUCCACGUAUUAUAUUCUCUGUUAUAUGCCUGGAAAGCCUGGUCAGCCUUCAUUCGGCAGAUUAUUUCAAUACCCUGAUUUUGAACCUACACGUGCUGUGGCAAAUAAAAGCUUCUUCCAGGCGGACAGAGUGAAUGUUUACUGGAAUAACACCGGAGCGCAUGCUUUAUUGCUGACAAGUACAGAGGUUGAUAAGACAGGCGCUUCGUACUAUGGAAAACAGACGUUACAUUAUCUUAAUACAAAAGGGGAAACUGCUAUGCUUAUGCUUAGUAAAGAAGGUCCUAUACACGAAGUACAAUGGUCUCCAAAAAACAAUGAAUUCUGUGUAGUUUAUGGUUUCAUGCCAGCCGAAGCCACAUUAUUUAAUCUUAAGUGUGAGAAAAUAUUUGAGUUCGGUGCCUUGCAUCGGAACAGCAUUUACUAUAAUCCACAGGGAAAUAUUCUUCUAUUGACUGGAUUUGGUAACCUCCGUGGUCACGUCGAGUUAUGGGAUAUCGAUACGAAAAAAUUAAUUGCUAAAGCAGAAGCUCCCGAUACCACGCUUCUUCAGUGGUCUCCAGAUGGAGAACAUUUUAUGACUGCAACCACAGCACCGAGACUUCGAAUGGGUAACGGAUUCAAAAUCUGGCAUUACAGUGGAACAUUAUUAUACGAGCGACCAUGGAAUGAACAAGAGGAACUUUGGGAAGUACUUUGGCAGACUUUCCCAUCAAGCACAUUUCCAGAGAAAACAAUCAGUUAUAAAGCUGUUGAGGGUAUUGCUCCUAGCCAGCCACAAGCUUCAAAACAAGCAUAUCGACCACCUUCCGCCAGAGGAGAAAGUUUACCUUUCGCAGUACCUACCUAUCCUUUUGGGAAGACGAAAAAAGCUGCAAACAAAACGAAGCAAAAGACAAAGAAAGACAAGAAGGACUCGGAAGCUUCUGCAUCUAUCGACACAAGUACAAAUGGACAAGUUACUACGAGCACAAAAAAUCAAAGCUUAACUUCUGGAAAUGUUCCUGAAAUCGAUGAGGUGGAAAGAAGUAAAAAAUUCAAAAGAAUUAAAGCGAAAUUAGAUCAAAUUACAAAAUUAAAAGAACAAUUAGAGGCUGGGAAGAAGUUAGAAAUCAAUCAAUUGGAGAAGAUAAAGAAAGAAGCUGACUUGUUGAAGGAAUUCGAAGAGCUAGCCUUAUGAUGAACAUUUUACAUCGCGGAUAUGUACGGUUAACAAAAAAAAAGAAAAAAAAAAGAAAAGUCCGAAUAUUUGUCCUGAAAAAUGGAAAAAUGAUCUCGGUCCAUCGUUUACAAUAUCGUACGUACGAAAGAUACGUUUGGCUGAAUAUAAAAGUUUUCAUUCUGCGAAGAGAUAGUGGGAACAAGAUAAAUUUCGACAGUGGAUUAAGGGACACGUUUCCACAUUAUCGAGGUUGUCAGAAUUUAAGACACGAUCACAUAAAUUUUAUUUGUAAGCGAUGGCAGGAAGAAUGCAAAUGGUCCAUCAUCACGCCUUUUCCUUAAUAACGAAGGAGAAAUCAUUUCCUCUUUCUCAAGAGACUUUUCAUUUUAAGUGACAUUUUUAAUGUUGAAGAACGAUGAUAAUGUCGGCCGACGAUUAUCAAGCUUCUUCCAUAAUCUCAGAUAAAGAUCGCGUAUACACAAUAAGAAUGAACAUGAUUUAAUACAAAAAGUAUCUCGUUGGUAUUAUAUUGGAUAUGUAAGGGAUUAUAUAGAGUAUAUAAUCACAUGGGGGUCGCGAGAUGAAAAAACUAAUGUAAUUGUAAAAUUUAAACGCGCAGAAAAAUUUGUUCCUGGUUGCAGGUGCUAUAAUUUCAAUUAGUAUGUUUAGAAAUUACUGUUCAUUGUUUUUUUUUUCAUCUAACAAUUCACGAAUAUUUAGCGGGGAUCAGAAAUGGACAUAUCAUUUUUUGUGACUUAAUUAUUAUGAAAGUCAUUAGCACACUGCUGGUACCUUUGGGAAUAUAUUUCGUCGUUGUACACGAUAUUUUUGUUUUUGUGCCUUGCUUUGUUUUUUAACGGUUCAAAUUUUUAUAUUUUCCUUGCUAUUGAUGAUUACAAGACUGGUCAAUCGGAAUAGGAUUACCUGGGUACAGUUUAAUAAUUAAGUGGAAAGAAUUGCCAAAAAAAAGAAGAAAAGAGAAACAAUGGUUAAGCGUUGUUUU
Messenger RNA from Dufourea novaeangliae, 2743 nucleotides. It is a transcript of the gene eIF2A, whose product is annotated as eukaryotic translation initiation factor 2A. The transcript has 12 exons. The coding region runs from base 43 to 1758 and encodes 571 amino acids. The record is from RefSeq and is a predicted model, not a curated record. NCBI's taxonomy places the organism in Eukaryota, Metazoa, Arthropoda, Insecta, Hymenoptera, Halictidae. Gene Ontology annotation, molecular function: ribosome binding; mRNA binding; translation initiation factor activity. Gene Ontology annotation, cellular component: cytosolic small ribosomal subunit. Gene Ontology annotation, biological process: translational initiation.